AUGGCUUCUAGCAAUGCACGAAGCCAAGCACGGCUUCCCGGGAAUAUUAGGGAGCCUCGAUUUUCAAACAACGACCUCAACGUGCUCAACAACUCGAAUGAUCUCCUGCAAGGAAUGGGGGUGUCGAUCACAUAUCAAGUCAACAACUCCUACUACAAAAUUGGGUACUACUUGACUAACGACAUCUACCCUAAUUGGCCUAUUUUCGUGAAGAGUCCUACACAUCCGACACACGCGAAGGGGAAGAGGUUCAAAGUGAUGCAGGAAGCGGCUCACAAGGAUAUCGAACGAGCUUUCGGCGUCCUUCAAGCUCGUUGGGCAAUCGUCAAAGGACCAUCGCGUCUUUGGAGCAAGGAGGAGAUGAGCGACAUCAUGUUCACGUGCAUCAUUUUGCACAACAUGAUCAUCGAAGACGAAGGCGAGCACGCAACGCAAUGGGAAGAAGAGGCCGCCGACGAAGCUUUGAGUAGCACCGCCACAUCUCGUCCUCGUGCCGGUGUUCCGCCGGAUUUUCGUGCAUUUGUAGCACGACAAACAUCCUUGAAAGACGUGGAGAUGCAUUCUCGCCUCACUUUGAACUUGAAUGAGCACAUUUGGUCUCGUUUUGAUCCGACUGAGCCCUAG
Molecule: messenger RNA, 624 nt
Organism: Salvia miltiorrhiza (redroot sage)
Lineage: Eukaryota; Viridiplantae; Streptophyta; Magnoliopsida; Lamiales; Lamiaceae
Exons: 2
Coding region: 1-624 (207 amino acids)
Source: RefSeq, a predicted model, not a curated record